Molecule: messenger RNA, 1155 nt
Organism: Rangifer tarandus platyrhynchus (Svalbard reindeer)
Lineage: Eukaryota; Metazoa; Chordata; Mammalia; Artiodactyla; Cervidae
Source: the annotation of a GenBank genome assembly
AUGCUGGAACAGCUUUGUGUAGCUUGCAGGAGGGACGGGACAGACUUGACCUCCCACUGCCCCACCCCCACCCCCAUGCAGUGCCCCAGGAAUGCCAGGGGCCCAACCUGGGCUCAGCUGCCCCGCCCCGCCGGCCGGGUUAGGUUGCCGCGUGAGCGGCGGGCGGAGUUGGUCCCGUUGUGCUGCGGCUCCGCGCGGCCUGCAGUCCCGGGCCCGCGCCCCGCACCGCCCGCCCGCCCGCCCGCCAUGGAGCUUGGCCCCGACGGCCCCGCCGCCCCCGGCCCCGCUGCCAUCCGCGAGGGCUGGUUCCGCGAGACGUGCAGCCUGUGGCCCGGCCAGGCCCUGUCUCUGCAGGUGGAGCAGCUGCUACACCAUCAGCGCUCGCGGUACCAGGAUAUCCUCGUCUUCCGCAGUAAGAGCUACGGAAAUGUGCUGGUGUUGGACGGCGUUAUCCAGUGCACCGAGAGGGACGAGUUCUCCUACCAGGAGAUGAUCGCCAACCUGCCCCUCUGCAGCCACCCCAACCCACGCAAGGUGCUGAUCAUUGGGGGCGGGGAUGGAGGCGUCCUGCGGGAGGUGGUCAAGCAUUCCUCUGUGGAGUCCGUGGUCCAGUGCGAGAUUGACGAGGAUGUCAUUCAAGUCUCCAAGAAGUUUCUGCCCAGCAUGGCCAUUGGCUACUCCAGCUCAAAGCUGACCCUACACGUGGGUGAUGGUUUUGAGUUCAUGAAACAGAACCAGGACGCCUUCGAUGUCAUCAUCACUGACUCCUCAGAUCCCAUGGGUCCUGCUGAGAGCCUCUUUAAGGAGUCCUACUACCAGCUCAUGAAGACUGCUCUCAAGGAAGACGGCAUUCUCUGCUGCCAGGGCGAGUGCCAAUGGCUGCACCUGGACCUCAUCAAGGAGAUGCGGCACUUCUGCAAGUCUCUCUUCCCAGUGGUGGACUACGCCUACUGCACCAUCCCCACCUACCCCAGCGGCCAGAUUGGCUUCAUGCUGUGCAGCAAGAACCCAAGCACCAACUUCCGGGAGCCCUUGCAGCCACUGAUGCAGAAGCAGGUAGAAGAGAUGCAGCUGAAAUACUACAACUCCGAUGUGCACCGGGCAGCCUUCGUCCUGCCUGAGUUUGCCCGGAAGGCCCUGAAUGAUGUGAGCUGA